Molecule: messenger RNA, 923 nt
Organism: Linderina pennispora
Lineage: Eukaryota; Fungi; Kickxellomycota; Kickxellomycetes; Kickxellales; Kickxellaceae
Product: lysozyme-like protein
Exons: 2
Coding region: 55-858 (267 amino acids)
Biological process (GO): cell wall macromolecule catabolic process; peptidoglycan catabolic process
Molecular function (GO): lysozyme activity
Source: RefSeq, a predicted model, not a curated record
AGUAACAACAGCACCUUCCACUCUUUCUCCAACUACACACAAAACAUCGAAAAGAUGAAGCUCUUCACAGCCACUGCUCUCGCUCUUGCUGCCACUUCGCAGCUCGCUUCUGGUUACGCCAUCAAGAGUGACGGUGUCAACUGCCGUUCUGGACCUGGCACCAGCUACGGCGUCGUUCGCUCAUACAGCAGCAGUGACGACGUCACUCUCUCGUGCCAGACUUCCGGCGAGACCAUCAAGGGCGACUCCCUCUGGGACAAGACCCAGCACGGCUGCUAUGUCGCCGACUACUAUGUCAAGACUGGCAGCAGCGGCUACGUCACCACAAAGUGCGAUUCCACUGGUGGUGGAUCCACGGGCGGCGGUGGCUCUACUGGUGGGGGCUCUUCCAACGGAUACUGCAAGAGUGAGUUCGAGGGCUUCGUCAAGAGCCCGGCUCCCGAUCCCAUUGGUCUGCCCACCGUCGGCUACGGCCACCUGUGCCAGACCAAGGGCUGCAAGGAGGUCAAGUACAAGUUCCCGCUGACACUGGCCACCGCUGAGGCUCUGCUCAAGGACGAUAUCCCCAAGUACACAUGCCUGGGCAACUACCUGAAUGGCAAUGUCAAGCUCAAUGACUACCAGUGGGGUGCGCUGGUGUCGUGGGUGUUCAACGUUGGCUGCGGCGGAGCCAAGUCAUCGAACCUGGUCAAGCGUCUGAAUGCUGGUGAGAACCCGAACACCGGUGAUUGCCGGCGAGCUGCCCAAGUGGAACAAGGCUGGUGGCCGUGUUCUGUCUGGCCUGACGCGCCGCCGCAAUGCCGAGGUCAAGCUUGCUCAAACUCCCACCAAUGCCAGGCCUACCCCAACUGCUCGUGAGCAAAAAAUAUCCAACUGUAAUUAUCUUUUCUUCCUUUCAUCUCCAAUAUCAACAUUUCUCAAAC